Messenger RNA from Lepidothrix coronata (blue-crowned manakin), 5578 nucleotides. It is a transcript of the gene LGR5, whose product is annotated as leucine rich repeat containing G protein-coupled receptor 5. Bases 1 to 2727 code for a protein of 908 amino acids. The transcript is spliced from 18 exons. Gene Ontology annotation, cellular component: membrane. Gene Ontology annotation, biological process: G protein-coupled receptor signaling pathway. Gene Ontology annotation, molecular function: protein-hormone receptor activity; G protein-coupled receptor activity; protein binding. The record is from RefSeq and is a predicted model, not a curated record. Lineage: Eukaryota; Metazoa; Chordata; Aves; Passeriformes; Pipridae.
AUGGCGACGUCCCACGCUGCCCGAGCCUUCCUCCUUCUGCUCCUGCUCUGCCUGCCGGCGCUGCGGCGAGGGGCGCGGGUCGGCGGGCAGCGCCCGCGAGGCUGCCCCGCUCCGUGCCGCUGCGAGCAGGACGGCGUGCUGCUCCGCGCCGACUGCUCCGACCGCGGGCUCACCGCCGUGCCCGCCAACCUCAGCCUCUUCACCUCCUACCUUGAUCUCAGUAUGAACAACAUUACUAAGCUGCCCUCAAACCCUGUGCACAAUCUCCGCUUCCUGGAAGAGCUACGUCUUGCAGGAAAUGGCUUGACAUACAUUCCUAAGGGAGCAUUUGCUGGCCUUUUCAGUCUUAAAGUGCUGAUGCUGCAGAAUAACCAGCUACGCCAGGUUCCUACUGAAGCACUCCAGAACUUGCGCAGCCUGCAGUCUCUGCGUCUGGAUGCCAACCACAUCAACUAUGUGCCCCCCAACUGCUUCAGUGGCUUGGUCUCCCUUAGACACCUGUGGCUAGACGAUAAUUCUUUGACAGAAAUUCCUGUCCAAGCUUUUAGGAGUUUACCAGCACUUCAGGCAAUGACAUUGGCACUGAAUAAAAUUCAUUACAUACCAGACUAUGCCUUUGGAAACCUCUCCAGUUUGGUAGUUCUACAUCUCCAUAACAAUAGAAUCUAUUCCCUGGGAAAGAAAUGCUUUGAUGGGCUCCACAGCCUAGAGACAUUAGAUUUAAAUUACAACAGUCUGGAUGACUUCCCCACUGCUAUCAGGACACUAACAAACCUAAAAGAACUGGGAUUUCAUAGCAAUAAUAUCAAGUCAAUACCUGAGCGUGCAUUUGUGGGUAAUCCAUCACUUAUUACUAUACAUUUUUAUGAUAACCCUAUCCAACUUGUUGGAAAAUCUGCUUUUCAACACUUACCAGAACUCAGAACUCUGGCUUUAAAUGGUGCUUCACAGUUAACAGAGUUUCCUGAUCUGACAGGGACUACAAGUCUGGAGAGUUUGACACUCACAGGAGCACAGAUCACCUCUCUCCCCAGAUCAGCUUGUGACCAGUUACCUAAUCUCCAAGUGCUGGAUCUGUCUUAUAACCUGCUGGAAGAUUUACCCUGUUUUACUGCAUGUAAAAAACUCCAAAAAAUUGACUUGCAUCACAAUGAAAUUGGUGAAAUCAAAGCAGACACAUUUCGGCAGCUGGCUGCUCUUCGAUCUCUGGAUUUGGCUUGGAACAAAAUUAAAAUUAUUCACCCCAAUGCCUUCUCCUCUUUACCAUCUCUGAUCAAACUGGAUGUGUCAUCCAACCUUUUGUCCUCUUUUCCUGUGACGGGGCUACAUGGUUUAACUCAUUUAAAAUUAACAGGAAAUCAUGCCCUACAAAGUUUGAUAACAUCUGAAAAUUUUCCAGAACUCAAGGUCAUGGAAAUGCCUUAUGCUUAUCAGUGCUGUGCCUUUGGAGCUUGUGAGAGCCACUACAAAAUCUCCAGCCAAUGGAACAAAGAUGAGAAUAGCAGCAUUGAUGAUUUUCACAGGAAGGAUGCUGGGCUGUUACAAAUUCAAGAUGAACGUGAUUUUGAGGAUUUUUUUCUUGACUUUGAAGAAGAUUUGAAAUCUCAUCAUUCAGUGCAAUGCUCACCUUCUCCAGGUCCCUUUAAACCCUGUGACCAUCUGUUUGGUAGCUGGUUAAUUAGAAUUGGAGUGUGGACUAUAGUGGGUUUGACCUUAAUUUGCAAUGCACUGGUGUCUGCUACCGUUUUCGGAUCUCCAUUGGAUAUGUCCUCCAUAAAACUUUUGAUUGGUUUAAUAGCUGUUGUAAAUGCCUUGAUGGGUCUGGCCAGUGGAGUACUGGCUAGCGUGGAUGCAUCAACUUUUGGUAGCUUUGCUCAGUAUGGAGCACAGUGGGAAAGUGGAAUUGGUUGCCAAAUAACUGGCCUUCUCUCCAUUUUUGCUUCGGAGGCUUCCAUUUUGCUCCUUACCCUAGCUGCACUUGAACGUGCAUUCUCUUUAAAGCAUGCUGCAAAGUUUGAAACAAAAUCCUCCAUUGCUAGUGCAAAAAUUGGCAUUUUCUUUUGCUUUAUGUUGGCACUAAUCAUUGCAGUGAUACCAUUUCUCACUGGAACUGAGUAUGGGAUUUCUCCGCUUUGUUUACCACUACCGUUUGGAGAAUCCACUGCUAUGGGCUACAUGGUAGCACUGGUAUUACUGAACUCCCUUUGUUUUCUGGUAAUGACUAUUGCUUAUACAAAGCUCUAUUGUAGUUUAGAAAAGGGUGAACUAGACAACAUUUGGGAUUGCUCUAUGGUCAAACAUGUAGCCUUGCUACUUUUUACUAAUUGCAUUCUUUAUUGCCCUGUGGCCUUUUUAUCUUUUUCCUCCUUACUAAACCUCACGUUUAUCAGCCCAGAAGUGAUUAAGUCAAUACUUCUAGUGAUUGUCCCGCUGCCAGCAUGUCUAAACCCACUGCUUUAUAUACUUUUCAAUCCACACUUUAAGGAGGAUUUUGGAAGUCUGCGAAAGCAAACUUUGUUAUGGCGAAGAUCAAAACACACUAGUCUGAUCUCUGUGAAUUCAGAAGACAUAGAAAAACAAUCUUGCGACUCAACCCAAGCAUUGGUGACCUUCACAAGUGCCAGCAUAUCGUAUGAUAUGCCCACCAGCAAUUCAUUAAUGCCAUCAUCCUAUCAAAUGACAGAAGGCUGCAAUCUUUCGUCAGUCGCAUUCGUUCCCUGUCACUAGUUUCAGUGGCGGUACAGAAAAUACUUCUGUUUACAAAAUUUUUAAUCCUGAAAGUAAGUGUGGAUGUGUGCAUACAGUCUUAGAGAGUGCUUCUGAAUUUCAGUUACACACAUCAGAAAACAGUGACAACACUUGUGGCAGGCUGAAAAUCCAAUACUUGAGCCGUCUCAGCCUGCUUCUGAAAUGCUGAGAUGAAGAAAGAAACUGAAAGGUGCUGAAGUUUGUGCAGUUGUAUCAGCUGCUCUCUUUUAAAGUAGCACUAGUCAGAAAGGGCAUCAAUUGGUCAAGAGCAAAAAUAGCAUGUUAAAUUUAUAACCUUCUUUUUUCAAAGCAUCACCUGAUAUUCUCAGGGGUUGUGUUAUUUUUUUUCCUGUUUAUUGCAAUGUUUAUAAGCAUCUGUUUAUGGCCUUCAUUCGGUAACAUACCUAAAUGGAAGAGCAGUCUGUUCAAGUCCUAAAGGUUUCUGCAGAAUACCCUUUGGUGAAGUUCUGUGUUUGAUAAAGCUGAUUAAAUGGUUUAACUGGCAUCAGGUUUGGAUUUUGGAAGUCAUCUAAUUUGACAAAGCAUUUUUAAUUGUCAGCUAAAGGUACAAAAGGUAACACAAUGUGAAAGAAGUUAAUGAAAAUCCUGUUAAGCAUUUAAAAUGUGAUUUUAAAUGGCAAGGCAUUGUCACAUGGAUUUUUUCUAAUGAGGUUCUGCACAGUUUCAUCCUGAAUUGCUACCAUGCUGGUAGAAUUACUCCCAGAAUUACUGAUGAUAACAUUGGCAGAUGACUCAUACAAUUUGAGGGUGGAAAAUACUACAUAUAAAGUCAUCAAUAUAAAAAAAUUGGCAUGUUGAGAGCUAUUAAAGGACACCAAAGGCACUCACAUAGUGAGUUCAUUUAAGGUAAUUUUUCCAGGAACAAAAACUAUAGACCUGCUCAUGGCAUGAUCUCUGUCCUGUGAAACAGAAAGCUGCUAGUUCAUGGUCAUUGGUUAGUUGAAGGUUUAGAGGCCACUGUGACCUUUUGACUAAGGACACCCAAUAUCCUGAGCUAAGGCAAUAUCAAAUAGGAGUGAAGAGGUUGUGUGGUCUGUGUUCUUAGUGCUGAUGCAAGCACUCCUGGGAUAUUUCAGUUAUUUCGUUUACGUGCUGUAAAGAACAUUGUGAAAUUGAAAAGGAUAUGAGUAUCAUAAACUUAAAGCAACUUAAGAAAUAAGUGAUUUGAGCACAGUUUAUAAGUAGCUGCUUCUGGGAAACAAGUUUGAAGGCAGAGGACUACUCAUUUGAGAGGAGGAGAAUCUGAUAAAAUAAGCUGGAAAUUGACAUUAGGAGUAUGGAGUAUAGAAAUAAAGGUGCAAAUUGUUGACAGAGAUGGUCAUUAGCUAGUGAAACUGUCUGUCACCAAAAGUCUCUAAAUUCAAAUUGGAUAUAUCGCCAAAAAAGAUAAUUGGAGCUGUUGAAAUUCAGGGACUUCUGAUGGUUUUAGUUUAGGAAAAGGCUAGAUUGGAGUAACAGUUCUUCUCUGGCUUUAAAUCUGUUAUUACUUUGCUGAACCAGGGCAUGUAUGUUUACACAUCAGAAGCAUCCCAGUUAAAGAGAAGAGAUGUCAGGUCCUUGCCAAGUCUGCUGUUGAAAUAUCUCAGACAACAGAGUCACCUAGAAUAUAAUUCUUUGACCUUGGCCAAGCCAUCGGGGGAUAUUCCUGUAUUCUUUUUUGGGAGCUGGCACCUUUUGCUUAAAUGAGCUGAUCAUUUAAGACAGGAAAAUGCACAGGAAAAUUUUUUGUUAAAAAUAGCUCCCUGAGGAGUAACAUUUAAUAGCCCAGUACUCACUGCUCAGUUAAUGGCCACUCAACCUCCAGGUGAAUGGGACUAAUUUUUUAACAUUACCAAGGUUAGGCUAGGCCCAGUAAUUAAGGUAAUCAGUUACAGAUGAUCUCUGUUGUUCAUCUGUUUCUGUAUAUAAAACUUCCUGGGACUCAAAGGAUGGAUUUUCACAAUGAAGAAUUUGUUGCCAGCAAUGGAUAUGCCUUGAUUUUCAUGUCCAUUCACACUGGCAUGUUUUUAGUUCUGCAGUUACAGAUGGCAUCAGUUGACUUUGGCUGACGUGUUCAUCCUUCAGGAAAAAAAAUGAAUCAAUUUCAAAAUUAUAUACGAUAAAGUCAGCUGAGUACUUAUCUUAAUCCCUUAUCUUUUGUGGCUUUCGAAGCAGCGCAGCACACAGCUGCAGAACGAUGCCUGAAACCCCUUUGGAUUAAACAGAGAAUCAGUCAACCAUUGCACAAUAUGUAUUACUAUGUUUACUUAGCUUUAAUUUAACUGGGGUCCAUCUGUGCUGCACUGCUUAAUGUCACUGAAGUUCCUUUUAGCUUGCUGUAUUUAAGAAGUUUGUAAAGAGAUUUGAGAAGCAAAAUAAUGUUAUAAUUCUAAAGACUAGAUAAAGAAAGCUUCUUUUAUCAGAACUUUUUUAGCUUGCAGAAAGUCAUAAAGGCUUUGUGUCUUAUUUUUAUAAGCAUGUUUGAAAUAUUUUGAUCAGAUGUUUUAAACUUGAAAUUGUUAAAAUUCAUUUAAUAGAUUUUUAAAGUAAAAUGUGUAAAUAUAGAACUGUAUUUAUUAUUACAGUGAAAUGCAACAAUAGUAAAGGACAUGAGAUUAAGCCCUGUACAGUUUCAUAUUGAUAUUUGCUAUAUUUUCUGCUCAUAUAUAUUACUAAAUUCAUUAUCUGUAAAUAAUAUAAUGUAAAUGUGUAGUGAUUGUAAAUAGGUGACAUGCUUUCUUUUCUAUCAGUGUUUCAAACAUAUGUAAGUUGUAAUAAAAUGUGACUACACAGUAAAGAGCAUUUAAUCAUGACCUAACACCUCACAAAA